UGCCCACCCCCUACCCCCGCGCGCGCGCGCAUGCGCUGUGCGCGACCCGGACCGCGGGGUUCUCAGAACCUCGCCGGGGUUUGUGAGAGGGAACCAACAACAAAAAUUUAAUCACGAAAAAAAUCAACAAACGACCAAGGCGCGCAGCCUCGACGGCCAUCAACAAAAGAAAUCAACUGCUGAAGCAAUCAUUGUCUCCCUCCACCACCACCCCACCACCACCAACUCCUCGGGGCCCCCGUUGAUCUUCCCGCAUGGAGGCGACGCCGAGACACCGAGGCCGAGACGGGGUAGGCCCUACGGUCGGCCCUGGGGCACCUACCGAGGACGGCGCGCCCAUUCCCGCGGAGCCGCUAUCCGAGAGCCGGUGUCCCGACCUCCACCCCUUCGAGCACGUCAUCCAAUACAGCCGCGCGGACAAGCUACGCAUCGGCCUCAUGUCGGUGACGCUCUUCCCCAUCCGGCUGCUGCUGGCCGCGUUCAUGAUGCUGCUCGCGUGGCCCUUCGCCUUCAUGGCCAGCCUGUGGCGCACCAAAGCCAACGCCGACCAGCCCUUCCCGUGGUGGCUCAAGCUGCUCGACAUCCCGCUCAUCAGCAUCAUGCGGGGCCUGUGGUUCGUGGGCGGCUUCCACUGGGUCAAGGUGAAGGGCCGCCCGGCGUCCACCGAGGAGGCCCCCAUCGUUGCGGUGGCGCCGCACUCAUCCUACUUCGACGCCAUCCCCGUCACCAUGGGCAUGUCCUCCAUCGUGGCCAAGAGCGAGAGCCAGGAGGUCCCCAUCUGGGGCACGCUCAUCAAGUACGUGCAGCCCGUGUUCGUGUCCCGCGACGAUCCCAACUCUCGGCGGAACACCGUGGAGGAGAUCAAGCGACGAGCGGCCACCAAGGGGAAGUGGCCUCCGAUCAUGAUCUUCCCAGAAGGAACGUGCACCAACAGGACCUGCCUGAUCAAGUUCAAACCAGGCGCUUUCAUUCCUGGUGUGCCGAUCCAGCCGGUGGUGUUGCGAUACGGAAACAAAAUGGACACGAUAACUUGGACUUGGCAUGGACCGACGGCCCUGCAGAUAUUGUGGCUCACGCUUUGCCAGCCACAUAACCGCAUUGAAAUUGAGUUCCUGCCCGUCUACUACCCGAGCGACGAGGAGAAGCGGGACCCCACCCUCUUCGGCAGCAACGUGCGGAGAAUCAUGGCCAGGGCGCUGCGCGUGCCGCUCUCGGACGUGACCCUGGAGAGCUACCUGGCCCAGCGAGACCGCCGCGAGGCCUCGCAGGACACGGCGGCCACGGCGGACGUGGGCGCGCUGCUCCGCUCGCUACGCCUGGCUGCAGAGAACGGCGUGGAGCGGCGCGUGCGGGCGGCGGGUGCCCCCCCGGCGAGCGUGGAGGAGUUUGCCCGCUUCCUGGAGCGGCCGGUGACGGAGGCCCUCCGGCAGCUGUUCAGCACGCUUGACGCGGACGGCGAUGGGAAGGUGGACCUCCUGCAAGCGGUGGACCGUCUGUGGGGCCACCGAGACAGCAUGGAGACGGGGGGUGGGGGCUUGGGCGACGGGGUAACAGGCGUCUCGACCGCAGCGGCCUGCGCCGAUUUCUCUCCCUCCGACGACAAGAAAUCCGUCUGACCGCGCACGCACACACACACACACACGCGCGUACACGCGUACACGAUCGCCGUGAAGCUGGUGUGCGUGAGUACUUACGCACGUACGCACACACGUAUGUACGUAUGUGUGUAUGUCUUUACGUACGUGCGUGCGUGUGUACGUGCGUGCUGGAUGGACGAGAGACGGAGAUGUGGGCGCGUCUAGUGGAACGCGCGUUUGUCUCAUUCGUAUUUAUUAGUUAUUGCAAACAUCUGCAGUACUUCUAUAUUUGUAAGCAAAAUGAUUGUUGCUGGAUUUUGCAAAAAUAUUACACGGUGGGGGGGGGGGGGGGGGGGGGU
Petromyzon marinus (sea lamprey) is the source of this 1936-nucleotide messenger RNA. Its product is annotated as lysophosphatidylcholine acyltransferase 1-like. Gene Ontology annotation, cellular component: endoplasmic reticulum. Gene Ontology annotation, molecular function: 1-acylglycerophosphocholine O-acyltransferase activity; lysophosphatidic acid acyltransferase activity. NCBI's taxonomy places the organism in Eukaryota, Metazoa, Chordata, Hyperoartia, Petromyzontiformes, Petromyzontidae. The record is from RefSeq and is a predicted model, not a curated record.